Messenger RNA from Racocetra fulgida, 204 nucleotides. The record is from the annotation of a GenBank genome assembly. Lineage: Eukaryota; Fungi; Glomeromycota; Glomeromycetes; Diversisporales; Gigasporaceae.
AUGGUUAUUCUACUCAAGAUUUUAGACAACAAUAUUCUACUAGUUUGCUUAUAGAAGCACGAUAUCAAACUAGAAAUAAAACUUCUUAUAAUUGGUACAUUGUGCGAUCUUUAGGAUAUUAUUCUGCACAAAUAAAAUUUACACAAAAAAAUUCUAAAGAAGGCAUUCAAUAUCCGAUUUCUGAUAAAUAUUGUAUUGAAACAA